GGAUUUAUCUUGAGGGUGGUGGUGGCCACCAGAGGGUGUAAGGCAGGCAAUGGCUAAGGGGGGUAAUGGCACCUGUGAAGGAGGGCUUGGAGGUGUCACGUCCCAGCUGAGCGACAAGACCUGAGCUGGGGCCGGGGCUCCACCCCCAGCACAAAUUCUCAGAGUGGGUUUUCUCAGGGGAGAUGAGAGCAGUCAGAGAGGGAAGAUGAGAAGUCUUGAGAGAGCCAAAUGCCUCCUCAGGGUUGGAGAGGCAGGAAGCCUCCUAAUGCCUGGCGAGAAGCACUCCUGGGCUUGCCCUCCCCAUCCUGACCCAAUGCUGCUAAUGGAGCCUUGCUCCCUGCUUCCUCUCGUGGUCCCCCCUCCUCGUGGGGACCAUGACGUGUCUGGGCCUUCACCACUAGCCCGCCUCGGUCCCCGCCGCGGCGACCUGGCUUGGUUGCAUGCUCUUCCACCCAGCUGUAACGGAGCCUCGUGUGGGGCUUGCUAUGGGACUCGCUGGGCCUCAGUUCCCAGCCGGAUCAUGGUUCAUCAAACUCUUACAAGAAAAUGUAAGUAAAUACAAAGAUAAAAGCAAAGGAGCUCAGGUUGAAGUGGGACGGGGGCUCCUCAGGCUGCUGUAAGUAGAGGAGACUCAGCUGGGGGAUUUGGAGCCUGCUGGACCGGAUGAUCUCCAAAGCCCAGGGAAAGAUGUCAGGAGACCUAGACUUCCAGCCCCUUAUUAGAGGGGAAUCCUAACCCUUUGAACCAACGUCACUGGGGAUGAUGGGCAAAACCCUGAAAAAAGGACACCAGAUGGGCCACUGAAAAAGGGAUCAUUAUUGCCAUUUUGCAGAAGAGGAAACUGAGGCUCAGAGAAGCAUCAAAGGAGGUGAGGCAAGAUGGGACUCAAGGCUGUGGUGUUCAAGGGCAAAUCCCUUGCCUCUGUGCCUCAGGCCUAAGUCACCUGUUGUGGUAGCUCAGACCCUGUGUUUCUCAGGGAUGCAGUUUCUUCUGCUGUAAAGUACGGGACUUGACCAGAGCAGGAGCAGAACCUGGGCUGCCCACCUUCCUGUCGACUGGAGGCUGCGGCAGAGCCCUGGCUCCUCAUAAUGGUAACAAAGGAAUUUUUUCUCUGGACCUAAAUAGCAGUUACAGUAGAGGGCUGAUGGGAGGGGCAAGAAGGGGCGUGGCUGAGGCCUCCAGUGUCCAGGGGGCCUUCCGCACACUGAGACCCCAAGGCCCGGACUCUGUAAGUAGGGGCCACAGAGAUUCCUAGCCCCCUAGAAGCUGCAUGGACCAGCUUGGACAAUAUGUGGAGGAGGCUGGACAAGAGGCCUUUGUGUCUCCCGGGUGAAGGUCCCUGGGGCACUGCCGAGGCGGCUGAGCCACACAGGACUGUGUGUCCACCCUGCUCCCGCUCCUGGCAAGGCUGCAGCCAGGCCGCAGUCAGCUGAUGUGGAGCCCAGCAGGACUCAAGGUUCUAGGGCCCUGGGCAAGCUCCUUGGCCACAGAAACAGACCUCCUGUGCACUGGUCCAGACACUGACUGUCUAAAGCCAUACAUGGAAGGUCACUGGUUGUUGGGAGGGUGAGUGUAAUUGCCUCUAAUUCACAGAAAAGGAGGCCCUGAAAGGGGCUGGAACUGGGUCAAGGUCUCCCAGAGUCAGUGCUGAAGCUGAGCCAGAACAUGCACUCCUGACGCCUAGACCAGAAUGAGAGAGAGGGGGGCAUUCAUUCAUUCAUCCAUUCAAACAUCCAACAAGUACUGAACAACUCCUGGGACCUCUGGGACCGGUGAGAAGAAGGCAGACAGACCUGGUCCCUGCUCUCCUGGAGCUCACAGUCCAGGAAAGGGACAGACAUAGGGUCCCUGGCCACAGGAGCCACGGGAGUGGGGUUGAGGGUAGAGAAGGGAGUGAUGUCUGUGUCUGGAGUCGUCUGAGAAGGCAGCUCAAGGGAAGCAGCUGAAGAUGAUGGACCAAGAAAAGCCGAGUGUUCAGGAAAUUUCUAGUGACUCUUUCUGGCUGAGAUUAAGCACAGAGAGCACAGGGGAGGCUCCCCCCACCCUCCUCCCCAGAGGUGGAGAGUCAGAACCCUGAAUGCCCGGAUUUCCUCCUGGAAAUAGAAGGCGAGUGCUCUGAGCAAGGUGCCUGGGAAGAGUGGACACAGGUUCGGGGAAGGUCUCGCGGUGGGCAGCGACAGGGGCCACAAGAAUGCCAAACUUUGCAAAACUUUAGCGUCUCUGAAAACCACUCAUCAUCCCGUAUGAGGAAGCCCAGGGAGCCUCGGUCCCCAGGCGGUAGGACAGUCGCCGCCAGCCCCUCCCCGGGCAGCACCCGAAGCGGACGCCCUGACCCCGCGGCCCUAUCGCCCGGCAGCGUCCCCAAGUGGUUGGCGGAGUGUCUGUCGGGACGGGAGGUGGUGAUGGCUGUGCCUGGGUCUGUCCAGAGUCCGUCCCGCCCCCGGCCUGACCCGGCAGGGUAGGAAGCCGGGCGGGGCUCUCAGGCACGUGGGUCCCCGCCGCGGCGACUGGACGCUGGCGCUGGCAACCGGGAGUCGCGGCCGGGGCACUGCGGGCUGACGAGCGCCCUGCGAGGUGAGAGCGGGCCGCCUGCAGGGCCCGGAGACGAGGAGACGGCGGCGGGCGGGCCCGGAUACGCGGCCGGUGGCGGCUCAGCCGGCACCGGGCAGGCAGAGCGGAGCGCGCGGGGCUGGCCGAGGAGGCGCGGUUCCCAGCCGGUGUGAGCGCUCCGGCAGGUCCGUGGUAGAGCUGGGUCUCCACUGGAGCUUCGAUCUUGGGGAAUGUGGACGGAUACCCGCACGGAUACCCGGGUGAACGUGCACGGAUACCCGGGUAAAUGUGCGUCCGCGUAUUUGGGAAAGUCUUUGUCACUGGCACUCCACCCCCAGCAGAGGCAGGCAGCAGGAGUUUCCAGAAUGGUGAUGGGUCACUUUCCCCUGUCAGACUGGACAGGGCCAGCCAGGGAAAUGAAAUCGGGAGAAAAAGGAGGGGGAUGUUCUUCUCCGAGAUGGGUCUGAGGUUCUGCUGGGACCUGACCACACAGAGGCGUUCCUCCACCAGACCAAGAUUGGAGCAGAAGAGGCAGCCCGGGGAAGGCUCAGCCUGGCUGACUUCCCGUGACCCAGAGCCCAAGCUGUCUCCACCUCCCUGUCUCAGGAGCCCAGGCACUGCCUGCCCUGAGAAAUGCUGGAAGCUGGGCGAGGCCCCAGGCCAGGGGACCUGUUUUUCUUGUUUCCCACAGAGUUCCCUGCAGCUCGGUCCAGGGGUCCAGGCGGGUGCAUUCAUGAGUGAGGAAUCUGAGCCUGCGCUGAGCAUCCUGACAGUGAGAACAGGGGCUGGUCAGGGCGAUGGCCACAGGCCCGGGCCUCUGGAAUGGCACCAUCAAUGGCACCUGGGAUGGGGAUGAGCUGGGCUACAAGUGCCGCUUCAAUGAGAACUUCAAGUACGUGCUACUGCCUGUGUCCUACGGCGUGGUGUGCGUGCUCGCGCUGUGUCUGAACGCCGUGGCUCUCUACAUCUUCCUGUGCCGCCUCAAGACCUGGAACGCCUCCACCACAUACAUGUUCCACUUGGCCAUGUCGGACGCGCUGUACGCGGCCUCCCUGCCCCUGCUGGUCUAUUACUAUGCCCGCGGUGACCACUGGCCCUUCAGCACAGUGCUCUGCAAGCUGGUGCGCUUCCUCUUCUACACCAACCUUUACUGCAGCAUCCUCUUCCUCACGUGCAUCAGCGUGCACCGAUGCCUGGGUGUCCUGCGUCCACUGCGCUCGCUGCGCUGGGGCCGGGCCCGCUACGCCCGCAGGGUGGCCGUCGCCGUGUGGGUGCUGGUGCUGGCCUGCCAGGCACCCGUGCUUUACUUCGUCACCACCAGUGCACGUGGUGGCCGCAUUACCUGCCACGACACCUCGGCACCCGAGCUCUUCAGCCACUUCGUGGCCUACAGCUCCGUCAUGCUGAGCCUGCUCUUCGCGGUGCCCUUCGCCAUCAUCCUGGUCUGUUACGUGCUCAUGGCUCGGCGGCUGCUAAAGCCGACCCACGGGACCUCAGGGGGCCUGCCGCGGGCCAAGCGCAAGUCAGUGCGCACCAUUGCCGUGGUGCUAGCUGUCUUCACCCUCUGCUUCCUGCCUUUCCACGUCACCCGCACCCUCUACUACUCCUUCCGCUCGCUGGACCUCAGCUGCCGCACCCUCAACGCCAUCAACAUGGCUUACAAGAUCACCCGGCCGCUGGCCAGCGCCAACAGUUGCCUUGACCCUGUGCUCUACUUCCUGGCUGGGCAGAGGCUCGUGCGCUUUGCUCGGGACGUCAAGCCACCCACAGACCCCACCCCUACCACCCAGCUUCGCCGCAGGCUGGGCCUGCAUAGGUUCAACAGAACUGACACUAAGAGGACAGAAGACUCGGCCAGCAGUGAGGACUCUAGACAGAUAGAGUCCACACCGCCUGGUAGUGAAAACGCUAAGGACAUCUGGCUGUAGGACCUGAACCCCUUGGGCCUGUGCCAGUUUGUGUCGGGUGGGACUGUAGACUUGUCCAAAUGGGACAGUCUCUCCAGAUAUGGACCAUCAGUGAAUCAGGCCGGAUGGUCAAGGGGGCCGUGACCCCAGUGCUCUGUCAUUUGACAGGGGCGCAGUUUGUUCUCUGUGGUCCAGAGAGCUCAGCAGUCCCCACAUCCUGAGUCACCAUUUGUAUGUGAGAUUUGGGGAGUAAGGUUUUAAGAAAGGCAAGGGUUUGGGGCCAGCGCUGCCCCUGGCCUGAAUCCCACAUAAAUACCUGGCUGUGCCUGCCAAGGUACCUAGGCUGGGCUCCAGACUAAUCAAGUCAAGUGGAGAAACAGGCCCAGAGAGGAAAGUGACUUAACCAAGGUCACACAGCCAAGCCUGUGCCUGAGCUGCCUGGGAGGGACAGGGUCGCAGGUUGACCAGAGGACGCUGGUAAGGAGUCAGGGCUGAGCCAGAGGUUCCCACGAUGAGUCGGAGUGGUCUGAGUGCCACUGUGGGCUCAGCUCUGAGGGGGACGCCCAGCCCAAGGGAUGAACGUCUGGGAACUGAUGUCAUAAACCCAUCUGGAGGCUGGGAGCCAGUUUGAGGCUGGGACUUGUACUAAAGGUGUUGUUACCUGCUGAGCCGGACCCCGCUGUGUAGUUGGAGGUUGGGGAUACAGCCUGGGGAGCUCUCACCAUCCACACUAGGGUCCUUUCUCCAACCUGUUCUCUUCCGCCUCCCCAGUAGCUGCCUCAGUGGUGGUCUCACACGAGGAAUAUAAAUGUACUCUCCAGACCCCAGGUCAUCCUCCACUUUAAAGUUAACUGGCUUUUAUGCCUGGUUUUGCUGGGUACAGAGGGGAGUCAGGUGGGGUCCCAGUCCUCAGGAUCCCCCAGUUUAGGAUUUAAUGGCAAUGACCAGUCAUGCGCUGGUAAAAGUUCAACCAUUUAGCUGACUCUCGGCGGGGGGUGCGGGGGUGAGGGGAACCCAUUAUUUGCAGCAUUGCCAGUUUCUGUGGUACAGAUACUCCUGCCACAGCCAGUUUCAGACUACCAAUGUGAUAUCAGCCUCCUUGCAAAAUUCCUGAAAAAUUAACAGAGGCCUCUUGAGAGCAGGUACAAGUUUCUCUAGCACACCACUGGAUAAUGCUGAGUGGUUGGGGCAGUGGACCAGGGCAUCAGGGAAGGCUUCCUGGAGUGGGUGGACUUCUGAGAAAAGCACUUCAUCAGAGAAGAACAUCCAGGUGCAGGUGCGUUCUAGGCAAAGACAUGGCGGCAGGAGAGCAGGGCCUGCAGGAACUGGAAGCUGGCUGGGCAGUUGGUACCCAGGUUCAAGGCAGGAAUGGGGAGGGUGGGCGGGUCACAAGGAGGCCAAGUCAGGGCUCCCUCCUUGCCCUGACCAUGAGGUUUCUUUUGCACUGGGGAUAAGCGUGGGAGAGAUUCACUCUUCCUGUCCAGUCCUCUUCCUCUUGGGAAAAUCCAGCUACCCGACAUAAUGGUUGGUGCUCAGGCUGGGUCAGAGCUUAGUGUAGGGGGGAUGAGUGUCACCUGGGACAGGUUCUGGGUCUAGCCAGGACCACUCUGGAGAUGUGUGGAGUUCAUCUGGACAGGGCCCAGCCCUAGCCUUUGGGCAGGAAUAGGGCAAAACUGACAGACCUCACUUUGAACCUCAAGGAUAAGGACUCUCUCUCUCUCUCUCCCUCUCUCUCUCUCUCUCCCUCUCCCUGUGGGAGAGCCCUUGCCCGAUGGGCCCACUCUGCCUGAGAGAAGGUCCUUCUCUCCCCACCCCACCUACACCUACCUCCUAUGACUUCUCCACCCUUCCCACUCUGCCUCUUCAAAACGGCACCCCCCAGAGGUUGCUCACAUGGGCUCCCCCAUGUGACAGGGACCUGUCGUAAGCCAUGACCCAAAUGAUUCCUCUGCACUGUGCAAUGUGGGUGACUUGCCCAAAGUAGUGUGAAAUGCUCACCUCCCACAUUCUAGGUUCUAUACUCCUGUUAAUGUAGCCCGGGUCCUUAUGAGCAUUUUUGUGAUGAUCUCUUACAGUCUGUCCCUGAACAUUUCUUGCAGGCCUGAGCCUAUCUCUUUCUUACCAGCUGCUGCUCAGGCUGAACCCAAUCCCAGUUUAUAAGAUGCCUCUACCCAUGUGAGAUACUCUACUGGCCAGGAGUGUUAAUGCUGAGCUCUGACCCCCUCAGCCCUGCUCAGACUCAGAGGCAGGGAGUUAUACAUUGUGACUUUGGGGGCUCUCGAGUGUCUAUCUGUGGUUGGGGAUGGGGCUGUGUCCACCACAGGCCCAAGUUCCCCUAUAGUCCCCAUUCCUUUCAUGUCCUGCCCAGUUACCCCUCCAGCAGCUGUCCUGGAGACCCCAAGAACUGAGAGCCCCACAGCACAUAGAGACCACACUAUGGCCUAGUGCCAGGAUGCCUUCCUUAAAGCAACUGCCUACAGAUUUCUAAGGACACAGGAGCUAGGGGACAGGAGGGCCUGACUCACCAUCUAAUCCUGUGGCAGGCACUGGUGGGGAUGGGGAAUGAAGACCCUAAGGGAACCAGGGACAGGCCCAGGGCCCCUCCUGCAGACCCUAGUCAAACCGUCUGGCUCUUCGGUGUGGACAUCUGGCCUUGUUCUCAGUGCCCAGGCCCCCCGCCUGGUGGGUGAGGUUCUUUACUCUGUUGCCGUAUACUAUUUUCAGCCCAAGUAAGAACAGGAUUUUCCACUCCCAGUCCCAGACCAUUGUCCAGCAGUGACGUGGAGGGACCUGCCUGCUCUCAAAAUAUCUCCUCUUACUCUCUGGGCCUUGCUGCCCUUUCCCCACCUCCUCGCCCUGACAUCACUUCCUGGGGCUGUUGACUCCUGAAGGACGCUGUGAAAGGUCACAGCCCCUGACAGGGACCCCAGGGAUUAUCCAGCCCAGCUGCAGACUCAAGGCCAGAGAGGGGCAGGGCCUUGUCCAAGGUCACUCAGCAGGUUGGCGUGGCGCCUGGUCGUGCGCCAGGGGCUCGGGCUGCCCCUGCAGCUCUGCUCCAUUUAGUGCAGGUCAGUGCCUUUGUGGGAAUCCUGCCAUCACCCCCACCACCCCAGCUCUUCCCACCUCUGAUGGAGCUGGGGAGCUGAGGCCAGGGACCUGGGGCGGAGUGGGGCGGGGAGAGCAGCUGAGAGGAGUAAAUGCCUGCUGACUGGCCUACAGCAGCUCUUCUCAGUGAGCUCCGUGCAACGGGGGCAGGGGCCCUGGCACAUAGGGGUCUCUGCCCCGGGUGGCAUUUGUCCCAGGAGGGACACUCUUACCCUCCAAAGGCUAGGAAAGGCCCUGGCCAACAUGCCCUCCAGACACAGUUACUCCUAUCUUGGUCCAAGUCAGGCCACCAAAGCUACCCCUCUGCCACCACCCUUGUCAAGGCAGAUUUGGGCUGAUCUGUUUAGAGCCAGGCCCCUGAGGAAGGGAGCGAAGGUACUGACCCGCGUCCCGGGCACCAGGCAGCGCCCUGUCACAUCCAUUAUUCUUUAUUCUUUACCACCACCGUGUGAAAUAGACAUUAUUACCCCCAUUUAGCAGAUGAGAGGACAGGCUCUGAGAGGUGAGGACUUGCUCCAGGUUAUACAGGCAGUAAACGGGUGAGUCAAGAUUGAGUUCAGGUCCAUCUGAUGCCCAGAUUAGUUCCCUUUCCAGUAUCGCAUGCCACUUGCAACCCCUGCGGGGCAGGAGAGUUUGUAAGCGACCCUUUGUGUGAUUCAAGAUGAGAGAGGCAGUCUAGUGAGGAUGGAGUUAAGAGCACCCGUUCUCUGCCCAGACCACCUGCGUUUGAGGGUUGUCUCCACUUCUUCCAGCUGUGGCACCUUGGGCAAAUCAAUCUUGCAGCACCUCCAUUUUCUCAUUUCUAGAAGGAGAUGCUACCUCCCACGUAGGGCAUUGGGAGGCUUACCUGAACGAAUACACAUGAAGCACUUAGAACAGGACCUGGCACAUGAUAAGCGUUUACACACCAGGCACUGUGCCAAGGGGAUACAGAGGCGAGCCAGCUGGACCCUGCCCUCAGGGAGUUGACAUAACUUAAUAAGUAACCACAUUGGGAUAAGUGAGUUGAAGGAAAGGACAGUGUGUCCGGCCAGUGAGCAAGAGAGUGUCCCCUGUGGGUGAGGCUUCCCCAGGGUGUGGCGGGAAAGAGCAGGUCCAUCCUGGGGUGAGGUGUGGGACCACCCUCUGCCCUGCUUGGCACUGGGUGGCUCUCAGGCUCAUGAGCUUGUGUGUGUUUACAGAACCUUGUCCAGGCGAUGGGCUGUGGAAGGGCAGUAAGGAGAAGUGAUGGCAGGAGGAGGAAGACGAGGAUGCCUCUGAUCUUCCAGAGCCCUCCCCUAUGGGCUUGAGGGCUCCCACCCACCCAUGGUAGCAGGCUUAACCAUUUCUCCCAGACUGGUGGUGCCCACCACAGGGUGCUGCAGCCUCUCCUUGGUUUAUCCAAGAGUCAGAGACCCAGGGCUGGAGGACUGGCCUGGAGCUGGGCCAGAGCAGGCAAUGGAUGGGCAGUUUUUGCUGUGUGACCUGAGGCCAACUGCUUGCCCUCUCUGUGUCACUCUAUAGAACCUGAAGACCUUGCUUCCCACAUUCCAGUUCUCCCUACCUUAGGGCAGCAGCCACCCAGAUUUUUCAUCAAAGACACAACUAACAGCUACUCCCCCAGGCACUCCCAAGACCCCAUGAGCCCUCAGUUCUGAGGACUAGAGUGGGGCAGUGGGUCUCCCCUAGUAUCAAGUGACCAGAAAGGUGAAGUGACUCCACUGGCACCACACAUUGCCUUGGAGUGGAGCCAGUUGAAUGUCUGAUGCUUCUGCCUCCUGUGGGGUGGAGGCUGGAACUUGGCCAGGAGUCACUGGGCUGCAGGAUGAAGGAUGCAUUUACCUUCCCCAGCGGUAUGUGCUUGAGGUGUGGGGUGAAGGGUGAGGGAAAUGAGCUCAUCCUCCUCUGUCCUGAUGCACCAUGUGACAUGGUGAAUUUUUUCUUUCUGGGCCUCAGUUUCCAAUUUCCCCAUAUGCAGCGGGCCCUGGCUCUGCCCGGCCACUCCAGCCUCUUCAGUAGGGCUCGCCUCUCUCUUGGCUCCAGCUCAGCCAGGUGUCCAGUCUCAGCCCUGUCCCAGCCAGGAACAAUGGGCCAGACCAAGCCAGCCCCCAGGGGCUCACCUGAGACUAUUUUCAGCCCUUGGAGAUGAAGUCAGAAAAGGAUUUUCCACUCCCAGCACAAUGGCUGCCCUGCACCAUUGUCCAGCAGGCAUCCGCCUGCCCCAAAGUAUCGCCCCUGCUUCUACCCUCUGGGCCUCCCUGCCCUACUCCUCACUUCCCAAACUUGACAUCACUUCCUGGGCCUGUUACUCCUAAAAGCCACUGUGAAACAGCAUGUGAGCCCCCUGGGAGACCUGACCAACUGGAAUCAGUUUUCCCUCUUGGCAGGGACCCCAGGGAUUAUUUGGCUGCAUUGAGAGACGGGAGACCAGAGAGGCCUGUGCCUCACCCAGGGUCAUGCAGCGGUCAGCAUGGAGACGAAAUGUGAGGCCAGGGCUCUCUGGCUUCUUCCGUUUCCUCCAUCAGCACUGGUCUGUACCUCCUGGGAGUGACAGCUCAUCUUGGAAGGCCUGGGGUGGACAUCCUGGGGAGAAGCCUGAGUGAUGUGGGUGAGAGGGGGUGUACCUUGGGUUCUGACCUUGGAGCUCCCGAUUCAGUCCUGUUUGUACCAACUGUGACUUUAGUGUGUGCUGAACUCAGAGUCACCAAGUAGCAGCUUCAGGGAAAGGAGGAGGUCUGGGGACACAGGGAAGCUGAGGCAGGAAGAUCAGGGUUCUGGCCCAGUUUAGCCACCACUAGCCCUGUGAUUGCAAACUCAGUUUCUUCAUCUGUAAAAUGGAACUGAUAGUACCUCCUUUUCCAGUUUACUGAACAGUGAGCAUGCAGUAAGGCACAAAUGUGCAACUGUUUUAUUUUUCUCCCAUCGACUCUCUCUGCUUGAUGACGUCUAAUGUCCCUUUUCCAUCCACAACUGCAUAUUUGGUAAACUCCACAACUUUGAGUCACUUUUGGAUAACAACUGAAGUUCAGUCCAGUUUAAAAUUCCAAUCGCCUACUUAAUUUACUGCUCCCUCCUCCUCUUCCCCUGCGCUGGGAGGACCCUGCUCCCUCUCCUUUGCGUGCCCCUCUCCUCUGGAUGUGGGGCAAGGUGAGGAGGAAAGGGACCAGUGGAUCAUCCCCAGAACUGCCACAGCCCCCUCUUGCUGUCCUUGCUUCUCUGAUCCUGACAACCUGACAUCAGUGCCCCUCUGCAUGGAAUCUCCCGAACACCAGACCACACUUUUGUAAAAGUCUCUUCAUUAAACAAUCCCAAAGUCAC
Molecule: messenger RNA, 10859 nt
Organism: Aethalodelphis obliquidens (Pacific white-sided dolphin)
Lineage: Eukaryota; Metazoa; Chordata; Mammalia; Artiodactyla; Delphinidae
Gene: P2RY2
Product: purinergic receptor P2Y2
Exons: 5
Coding region: 3348-4478 (376 amino acids)
Biological process (GO): blood vessel diameter maintenance; positive regulation of mucus secretion; phospholipase C-activating G protein-coupled receptor signaling pathway
Cellular component (GO): plasma membrane
Molecular function (GO): A1 adenosine receptor binding; G protein-coupled purinergic nucleotide receptor activity; G protein-coupled UTP receptor activity
Source: RefSeq, a predicted model, not a curated record